Messenger RNA from Schistosoma mattheei, 666 nucleotides. NCBI's taxonomy places the organism in Eukaryota, Metazoa, Platyhelminthes, Trematoda, Strigeidida, Schistosomatidae. The record is from the annotation of a GenBank genome assembly.
AUGGAUCCUUCAUUUAUGAUAAAGUUAAACAACAUAGCGGAAAAGUAUAAUUAUGAAUUUCGUGAUUGUGAUAUAGUUGAUUUAACAGAAUUUUCAGUCACUAAAACAGGAGAUUUCCUAUCAUCAUUACCAGAUAGUAUAUUAUCAGAUGAUGAAAAUGAUUGUGAUAUUGAAAAUAUUCAACCAUCUACAAAUAGAACAGGAUCUUUUACAAAUACUACUAUUGUCGGUACAUGUAGUGAUACAGAAAAGGAAGAAGAAAAUGAGGAAGAGGAGGAGGAGGAUGAGAAGGAAGUAACAAUGGAAAGUUCAUUAUUUAAUGAAAAUUCCAAAAUGGAUUUUAAUAAUGUAAAAGCUGCCUUAUGUUCAUUGGAAAAAUCAGUAUCUUCUUGGGAAAAGCGAAGAUUUGGUUCACUGAAUGGGUCAAAUUUAUAUACAAGCAAUAGUAGUAGCAGCAGCACUAAAAACAGUCCUAUCCCAGAUGGUGAUAGAAAUCAUUCAAAAGAUAGAAUAUUAUCACAUAUGAAAUCUAAUAAUUUACAUCACAUUAAAAGAAUUUCACAUAAAGAUAAAUGGAAAUCACCUAUACAACUAUCAACAUCAAAACAACGUGUUAUUGAAUGGUUAAAACAACAAGAAUCAUUUAUGUCACAAUUUAUAAUGUGA